AUGGCAUUUUGGGCAGGAGAAGUGACUGUGAUGGCAUACAUUGCGAAGAACUCUUAUCAGCAAUCAAACAAUGGUGAAGUUAAGCAAGUUCCAUCAGCAGUUACAAGUCAAAGUGGUUCAUCCGGAUCUGAUUCGUUGGCUGAAAAUUGUGAGGGAUCUGAACCUACGAGCAACAGUGGAUCAAUCAGCACAGCCCUGGAAAAUGCGGGUCAUACUUUGGGAGAAGCUGAGUCUGAGCUUGUUCUGAAUCCACUUAGGCUUGCCUUUGAAACAAAAAACGUGAAAGCAGUGGAACUUGCACUGGAUUGUCUUCAUAAACUCAUUGCAUACGAUCACCUAGAAGGCGAUCCUGGUCUUGAUGGUGGUAAGAAUUCGAAAUUACUGACAGACAUCCUCAACAUGGUGUGCAGCUCUGUGGAUAAUUCAGCACCUGACAGUACUACUCUCCAAGUACUGAAAGUGCUUCUUAGUGCCAUAGCAUCUACAAAGCUGCGGGUACAUGGUGAACCAUUGCUCGGGGUCAUCAGAGUUUGCUGUAAUAUUGCUCUUAAUAGCAAGAGUCCUAUCAGCCAAGUUACAUCGAAGUCUAUGUUAACACAAAUGCUCAGUAUUAUUUUCCGGCACAUGGAAACUGAUGUGGUGGGUUCUAAUAUCCCAGAAGAAGUCUCAUCCAGUGGUCAUAAUUAUUCAAGAAUGACUUCAGACAGUGUACUGUCUGUGAAACAGAUAAAUAGUACUUCUCGUGUGUCCAUUGAGGAACUUCAGAAUCAUGCUGGCGGAGCUGAUAUAAAGGGUAUGGAGGCCGUUCUUAAGAAGGCUGUGGAUCUGGAAGAUGGAGCAAAUAUCACAAGAGGCUUAGGUCCGGAGUCCAUGUCUAUUGAACAGUCUGAUGCUGUACUUGUAUUCCACACACUCUGUAAGAUGGCUAUGAAGGAGGGCAAUGAUGAUAUGACAACCAAAACUCGUGUGCUGUCUCUGGAGCUUCUGCAGGGUUCCUUGGAAGAUGUUGGUGACUCACUUACAAAGAAUAUUCAAUUCAUUGAUUCAGUCAGGGCUCAUAUUUCGUAUGUAUUAUUGCGAGCAUCAGUGUCUCCAUCUUCUUUAUUAUUUCAGUAUGCAACGGGAAUUUUGUCAGUUCUUUUACUACGAUUCAGGGGAAGUUUCAAGGCUGAAAUUGGAGCCUUUUUUCCUGUGAUUGUUCUAAAAUCUCUGGAAGGAUCUGAUUUUAACCAAAAACUAACUCUUCUCCGGAUGCUCGAGAAAGUCUGCAAAAAUUCUCAAAUGCUAGUUGACCUCUAUGUAAAUUAUGACUGUGAUCCUGAAGCACCUAACCUGUUUGAAAAGAUGGUCGCCGCAUUAACUAAAAUCGCUCAAGGAACUCAAAAUGUAGACCCAAAGUCUUCUGCUGCGUUACAAACAGGAUCAGCGAAAACAUUAUCUCUUCAGGGUCUUGUGAAUAUACUUAAAUCACUAGCAAAUUGGGUGAAGUCUCACAAAGGAGCUGUAAAUCAGAGCAAGGACAAGGCAACCUUUGGAAAGGAAGUUUCACCUAAAGUAUUGAAUAAAUCAGAAAGUGGGGAUAACACACCAAGCAACUUUGAUAAGCUGAAUGCUCACAAGUCUACGAUUGAAGCUGUUAUCUCUGAGUUCAAUCGGCACCCCGAGAAGGGAGUUGAGUAUUUGCUAUCCAGUCAGUUGGUGGAGAGCACUCCAUCUUCAGUUGCCCAGUUUCUACAAGAUACUCCCAACUUAGACAAGGCUAUGAUUGGGGAUUACCUGGGCCGGCAUGAAGGUUUCCCUGUUGCCGUUAUGCAUGCUUAUAUAGAUUCCAUGAAGUUCUCAGGAGUGAGAUUUGAUAUUGCAAUGCGUGAAUUUCUUAAGGGGUUUCAACUUCCGAGGGAAUCUCCGAAGAUUGACUGCAUAAUGGAAAAGUUUGCAGAUCGCUAUUGUGCCGAAAAUCCUAGUCUGUUCAAGAAUGCAAACUCUGCUUAUGUGCUAGCGUACACGAUUAUAUUGCUUAAUUCAGUUGCUCACAACCCCAUGGCAUGGCAGAAAAUGUCAAAAAGUGAUUUUAUAUACUUAAACACCACAAAUACUGCUGAUGCAUCUUCUCCUCGUGAACUCUUGGAAGAGGUCUAUGAUGCCAUUAUUGAAGAAGAGAUAAAAAUGAUAGACAAUCCUGUUGAAAAAUCUGAAGCUAAUAAAGAAAAGUUAGAAGCGGAAGAAAGAAAACUUGUCGAUGUUCUCAAUUUGUCCCUCCCCAAAAGAAGCUCUUCAACUAACUCCAAGUCCGAGAACAAUGAAAUUGUCAAGCAAAUGCAGGCCUUAAUGAAAGAACAAAUUGAAAGAAAAGGGAUCUUUUACACCUCAAACAGAAUUGAGCUUGUGCGUCUCAUGGUUGAAGUUGUAGGAUGGCCUUUACUUGCUACUUUUGCAGUUACCAUGGGUGAAGCAGACUACCAACCAAGGAUUAGUCUUUGCAUGGAAGGGUUCAAAGAAGGUAUACAAAUAACACAUGCUCUCGGGAUGGACACAAUCCGCUAUGCAUUUCUGACAUCUUUGUUGAGGUAUAAUUUUUUACAUGCUCCCAAAGAUAUGCGCGGCAAACAUGUGGAAGCAUUACGCACUCUUCUUGAUUUGUGUGCUACUGAGAUCUGUUCCCUUCAAGACUCAUGGUCAGCUGUUCUGGAAUGUAUUUCCCGCCUCGAAUACGCAAUAUCUUGGCCUGCUAUGACUGCAACUAUCAUGCAAGGAUCAAAUCAAGUUUCUAGAGACGCUCUGAUUCAGUCUCUGAGAGAACUGUCUGGAAAACCAACAGAAUGUGUGUUCGCAAAUAGUGUCAAAUUGCCUAGUGAAUCAGUGGUUGAGUUUUUUACUGCUUUGUGCGGUGUGUCAGCAGAGGAAUUAAAACAGAACCCUGCUCGUGUUUUUAGCUUGCGGAAGGUUGUUGAAAUUAGCUAUGAUAAUAUCGGUCGUAUUCAUAUGGUUUGGGCUAGAAUAUGGUCCAUCUUGGCCCAGCAGCUCAUCUUUGCUGGUGGCCAUGCUGAUGAAAAAAUUGCAGUAUAUGCCAUAGAUUCCCUACGCCAACUGAGCAUGAAGUAUCUGGAGCAUGCUGAGCUUGCUAACUUCAGUUUUCAGAAUGAGAUUUUGAAACCAUUUAUUGUUCUGAUGCAAAGCAGCAGAAGUGUAUCCAUACGGAGGCGUAUAUUGGAUUGCAUCGUUCAAAUGAUUAAAUCUAAAUCGGGGAAAAUUAAGUCUGGGUGGCGAAGUGUUUUUGCACUUUUCACCACAGCUGCUGAAGAUGACCUGGAAGCCAUUGUGGAAAGUGCAUUUGAGAAUGUGGAGCAGGUUAUAUUGGAACACUUUAAUCAGGUUGUUGGGGAUUGCUUCAUGGAUUGUGUUAGUUGCUUAGUUGGAUUUGCCAAUAAUAAAUGUUCACUCAGCAUAAGUUUAAAGGCUGUUGCUCUCCUCCGCAUUUGUGAAAAUCGACUUGCAGAGGUGUGUUUUCAAGACAUUUUGACCAAAGAAAACGGAAUUGUUGAUGUAACUGAGCAUUAUUGGUUCCCUAUGCUGGCGGGUCUUUCCGACCUGACUUCCGAUUCGAGGUCAGAGGUCAGGAAUUGUGCACUUGAGGUCUUGUUUGAUUUGCUGAACGAGAGAGGAAGCAAGUUUUCAUCUUCACUUUGGGAGAAUAUAUUCCGAAGAGUCCUUUUUCCCAUCUUUGAUCAUGUGAGACAUGCUUCUGGAAAAGAGAGUUUUAUGUGUUCAGGGGACGAGUGGCUUCGUGAAAGUACUGUUCAUGCACUGCAGUUGCUUUGCGACCUUUUCAACACUUUCUACAAGGAUGUCUGCUUUAUGCUGCCCCCACUGCUCAGUUUGCUGUUAGAUUGUGCCAAAAAAACUGAUCAGUCGGUAGUUUCAAUAGCUUUGGGAGCAUUAGUGCAUCUCAUUGAUGUUGGGGGUCACCAAUUUAGCAACCAAGACUGGGAUACUUUGUUGAAAAGUAUAAGGGAUGCUUCAUACACAACCCAACCACUUGAGCUACUCAAUGAUCUGGGUUUUGAGAAGACGAAACAUCAUACAAUUUUGUCCAGAGACUUAAACAGCUCUCCAUUGGCAUCUUUGAAAACCACUGCUAAUGGAAUCUCACCUGUUCACGGUCAAGAAACAUUGCACACAACUGAUAUGGAGGGAUCGGAAGGCAUGCCAUCACCGUCUAGACGAGCUGAAGGAACCCCUGAUAGUGACAAUCACCUUCCACGUAGUCAAACAUUCGGUCAAAAGAUUAUUGGCAAUCUCUUUGUGAGAAGUUUUUCGUCGAAACCAAAGAACUUUGCAGCUGAUGCAAUAGUGCCAUCUUCUCCAUCUAAGGUUUCUGAUGCUACUAUGGAUACUGACACCGGAAAUGAGGAAAGUCCGAUGUUGGAAACUAUUAGGAGUAAAUGCAUAACACAGCUGUUACUUCUAAGUGCAAUUGAUGGCAUUCAGAAGAAAUACUGGAAUAAGUUGAAUUCGCAACAGAAAAUCACCAUGAUGGAGAUUUUAUUCUCCGUCCUCGAGUUUGCUGCUUUGUACAAUUCAUAUGCUAAUCUCAGAUUGCGAAUGCAUCAAAUUCCCACGGAAAGGGAAAGAUUGAGGUCAAAUUUGCCAAGGCGCCAUGAGGGAUGA
Molecule: messenger RNA, 4668 nt
Organism: Striga hermonthica
Lineage: Eukaryota; Viridiplantae; Streptophyta; Magnoliopsida; Lamiales; Orobanchaceae
Source: the annotation of a GenBank genome assembly